Molecule: messenger RNA, 372 nt
Organism: Mauremys reevesii (Reeves's turtle)
Lineage: Eukaryota; Metazoa; Chordata; Testudines; Geoemydidae
Product: transmembrane protein 100-like
Exons: 1
Coding region: 1-372 (123 amino acids)
Biological process (GO): cellular response to BMP stimulus
Source: RefSeq, a predicted model, not a curated record
AUGAUGGGCUGCAAGUCCAACUCGCUGACUUGUCUGCAAGGAGGGAAGCCAGCGCUGCCUCUGGCCGCCACCACGGACUCCACGGCUACGCUCAAUAAGCUGGCUCUGGCCACGGGGGGCACGGAGAAAUCCUGGUACCGGUGCAUUUUCCCCUUCGGCAUCGUCGCCCUGGUCAUCGGCGUCGCAGCGACGUGCAUCACCUUCAUCAUCAAUGGGCCGCAGAUGGACAUCGCCAAGGCGGUCUCGGUGGCCACCCUGAUGUUCGGAGUGGGCUUGCUGGUGGCCGCUUACAUCUGCUGGCGGGCCAAGCGGGAAAGGCAGAGGCAGCGGCAGCGAGAGGAGCCUCUCCCCUUAGAGCAGGGAGCCCUAUGA